CUCAAAGAAAACAAAUGGGCGCAACUGCGCAUGCGUCGAAUUUUCUAUUCCAUUGACAAGAUUGACUUGAGUUCCAUUUUUGAAUGGAUGUUGUUUCUAUUUUGAUUCCUGCCAUUUAACUCAGUGUUUAAAUUGUUCUAAUGUCCAAACACUCAAGUUCAGCCAUCCAUCUUACAAGUGACAAGAAACCCAAAAAAUAUUUUCUCAAUUUGAAAGAUGACAAACGUUUACCUUAUCCGAUUCCAUUGAAAAACUGUUGUAAUCAAAUCCAAUAUCCUUUGGAUGCUAAGAGUGAUUCGGUUGUUUAUUUUAAUUGUUACAUUAAUUACGAGGAGAAAUGCUGUGAAAUUCGUGACGAGUGUUCAAUCCAAGCUCUAUACUACCAUGGCUCUUUCGGUAAAGGUUCACUUUCAAGUAAUGCUCCAAUUUACGAGGUUGUUGAUGAGAUUAAAAAUCGCCAACGAUCAAGCAACAAGUUUAUUUGCGAACAGCAACAAUCCCUGAACAGAGCUUUUCCUAAACGACCGGACAUUGGAUCAAUUAUCGACGAUUUAUAUCGGAAGACACCGUCACCUUCACCUUCGCGUUCAUCUUCACCCGUAGCAUCAUCGUCAUCAUCAAAUUAUAUCAGACAAAUUCCAAUACAAAGAGUUGAUUUGGAGAAAUCAAGAGAGACUCGAGAAACUCUGAGACUCUCAUUGGAGGAAACAUUUUUUCUCGCUUAUUGUUUGGGCUGUUUAACUGUUACCGAUCCAAGAACGAAAAGUAAAUUAAAUUUAACUCAAAUUUGGAAAACAUUCUCAUCGAUCCAUAGUAAUAACGGUGAUAUGGUUGAAUUUGCCGGCUACUAUGCGGCCUAUCAUUACUUUCGGAGUAAAGGUUGGGUCGUUAAGAGUGGAACCAAAUUCGGUUGUGAUUUUAAUCUGUACAAAGAUGGACCCGCUUAUUAUCACGCUCUAUUUUCCGUUAUUGUGUUUACCCUGAGAACAGAUCAAUCGAUUGGUGACAAAUAUCCUUCCCGUGAUUGGCAAUUCCAUGUUGGCCUCAAUCGUCUAAGUGAAGCUGUUCGUAAACAGGUUGUCCAGUGUUUCGUUAUUGUACCUCAACAAUUGACCGAUGUCCAACUCUCCGAUCCAAGGGUAAUAACAACAUUUGAAAUUCGAACAACCUUGUUGAGGAGAUUUAAAGCAUCACAGGAAAUAACCAUCUCUCAAGAUUGUGAUAUUUGAUGGUCAGUUUGAGUCUUUUUCUUUGUUGUAUAAGCAUUUUCACCAAAAGGAUCAACUCUUUGUUUUGUCGAGUGUCUUGUUGUAUUUAAAUAAAAAUAAUUUAUACCAGGGUAA
This is a messenger RNA of Panonychus citri (citrus red mite), 1343 nucleotides long. RefSeq names its product tRNA-splicing endonuclease subunit Sen2-like (gene Tsen2). Gene Ontology annotation, cellular component: tRNA-intron endonuclease complex. The record is from RefSeq and is a predicted model, not a curated record. Lineage: Eukaryota; Metazoa; Arthropoda; Arachnida; Trombidiformes; Tetranychidae. The transcript has 2 exons. Bases 141 to 1229 code for a protein of 362 amino acids. Gene Ontology annotation, molecular function: tRNA-intron lyase activity; nucleic acid binding. Gene Ontology annotation, biological process: tRNA splicing, via endonucleolytic cleavage and ligation; tRNA-type intron splice site recognition and cleavage.